This is a messenger RNA of Penicillium atrosanguineum, 837 nucleotides long. RefSeq names its product putative plasma membrane ammonium transporter (Ato3). The record is from RefSeq and is a predicted model, not a curated record. Gene Ontology annotation, molecular function: acetate transmembrane transporter activity. The coding region runs from base 1 to 837 and encodes 278 amino acids. The transcript is spliced from 3 exons. Lineage: Eukaryota; Fungi; Ascomycota; Eurotiomycetes; Eurotiales; Aspergillaceae. Gene Ontology annotation, cellular component: plasma membrane.
AUGUCGGACGACAAUAUCAGCGAUAAGCAGGAGGCUUCCACCAUCGAGAUGCUACGCCGCAUCCAGACAGCGGAGAGUGUCCUGCUCCCUAUCCCACGCGAUGCAUUCGAGAAGCUCUAUCUGAGUCCUAAGAUUCCGACUGCGGGUAAUCUGCGACGCACCUUCGGUAACCCGACGCCGAUUUCGUUGAUGGGUUUCUUGCUUGCUGCGACACCUGCGGCGAUGUUGACGAUGGGGUGGAGGGGGGCCGGUGGCAAUGGCGGUGCUAUCUUACCGGUGUAUAUCUUCUUUGGAGGCAUGGUUCAGAUCUUCGGAGCAGUGGGCGAAUGGAUCAUUGGGAAUACCUUCUCCUGCGCUCUGUUCUUCACCUAUGGAACUUUUUGGAUCGUUCAGGGUACGAGUAAUAUGCCCUUCUUCGCUGUUGGGACCAAUUACUCGCCAACGGGAAAUUCAUUGGAGGGAAUGACCACGCCUGAGUAUAGUGCCACCGUCGGAUUAUACUACGUUAUUCUUGCCGUCCUAACCUCCGUCUACCUCAUUUGCUCCCUUCGAACCAACAUCUGCCUUUUCCUAGCCCUAUUUCUCCUUGUCGUUACCUUCUCUCUGACGGCUGCUACUUUCUUCCAAACCGCGCUGGGCAAUGCUGUUCAAGCUGCUAAGCUUCAAAAGGCGGCCGGUGCAUUCAAUUUUGCUUUGUGUAUACCCAUCUGGCAUAUCUUUGUCGCUCAGAUUCUUGAUUCUGUGGAUUUCCCGUUUUCGCUUCCUGUGGGUGAUUUAAGUACUGUUGUGCUUGGGAAAUCUCAAAAGGCGAGGAAACAUGAGGCGGAGAGACAAUGA